Xyrauchen texanus (razorback sucker) is the source of this 4185-nucleotide messenger RNA. RefSeq names its product cadherin-4-like. Gene Ontology annotation, molecular function: cadherin binding; calcium ion binding. Gene Ontology annotation, biological process: calcium-dependent cell-cell adhesion; cell-cell junction assembly; multicellular organism development. The transcript is spliced from 17 exons. Gene Ontology annotation, cellular component: plasma membrane; adherens junction; catenin complex. Lineage: Eukaryota; Metazoa; Chordata; Actinopteri; Cypriniformes; Catostomidae. Bases 123 to 2921 code for a protein of 932 amino acids. The record is from RefSeq and is a predicted model, not a curated record.
ACCGGGACAAUAUUCUCUCCCAUCACUAAGCGUUGCUCGGGGAACCCUACUACCGAAAACACAUCUCACAGGAAUUAUCGAAAAAUUUGUGAAUAUCAAACAUCGCCUCAUCAGCUCCGCGAAUGAUGGCAAAAAUGAAAACAGUCUUCGCGAUGAUUGUGGCGUGUGCCUUAGUUGUGGGCACAUCUUUGGGGAGCCACGGAAAUGCUCAGACCAUCGCUCCAUGCAGACCAGGCUUCUCCCAGAGCUUCUACACCUUGUUUGUCCCCAGGGGUGUGCUGCAAGGCCUGAACAUUCACAGAGAAACCCUGCUGUCAUCUGGCCAAGUAAAGUUCGAAACCUGCCAGCAAAUAGAGAAGGUCUAUUUCAAGAGCAGUGACCCUAAGUUCAGCAUUCGGCCAGAUGGCUCUCUUUUCAUAGUGCAAGAUGUGGCGAAUUUAACCGAACCAAUACAUUUCAUGUUGACGGCCAGAGACAGCACGGACAAACACAUCUGGGAGACCACAAUUAAACUGGCUCUCGGUGGACACCCGCUAUCUCCUGCUAUGAACCAGAUUGCUGGGGAUGGUUUAUAUGCUAGAUCCUCCCAAAGCCACUAUCAAAAUCCUCAACUCUUUGCGUUUCCACGACAACACCAGCGAGGCUCCACCAGUGGGCUGAGACGACAGAAGCGAGACUGGGUCAUUCCACCAAUCAACGUGCCUGAAAACUCGCGAGGACCCUUCCCUCAAGUUCUUGUCAGGAUUCGAUCGGACCAGGACAAAGAGAUUGAGAUCCGGUACAGUAUAACAGGAGCCGGAGCAGACCAGCCUCCCAGUGACAUCUACAUCAUAGACCCCGUAACAGGGAAAAUGUCUGUCACCAAACCUUUGGAUAGAGAGGAGAGAGCCUCCUACCAUCUUAGAGCCCAUGCAGUGGAUAUUAAUGGGAACCAAAUGGAGCCUCCUAUCGAUCUGUACAUUUAUGUCAUAGACAUGAAUGACAACAGACCUGAGUUUAAGAACCAAGUCUACAACGGAUCUGUCGCUGAAGGGUCCAAACCAGGCAAUUCUGUAAUGCAGGUAACUGCCUUCGAUGCCGAUGAUAGCACCACGGCAAAUGGGAUGGUGCACUACCGCAUCCUUAGCCAGACACCACACAUCCCCAUCCCCAACAUGUUCACCAUUAACGGAGCCACGGGUGAGAUCAGCACCAUCGCUGCAGGCAUCGACCGAGAGAAAGUGUCCCAGUACACCAUCAUAGUCCAGGCCACAGAUAUGGAGGGCAGCCUAAACUUUGGCCUGUCGAAUACAGCCACUGCCCUCAUUAGCAUCACAGACAUCAAUGACAACCCUCCAGAGCUGGAUGCUAAAACAUUUCUCGGGGAGGUCCCGGAAAAUGCUGUGGGUGUGGUGGUGGCUAAUUUGACAGUGAGGGACAAGGAUCAGCCUCACACACCCAACUGGAACGCUGUUUAUAGGAUUGUGGGAGGAGAUCCAAUGGGUCAUUUUGCCAUACGCACUGAUGAGAUCAGCAAUGACGGCAGGGUCAUGGUGGUUAAGCCUGUGGACUAUGAGCGCAAUGGAGCCUUUAUGCUGACAGUGGUGGUCUCAAACCAGGCUCAUCUGUCCAGUGGCAUACCCUCCUCCCUUUCCUCCACGGCUGGGGUUACUAUCACAGUGCUGGAUGUCAAUGAAGCCCCUGUCUUCCCAUCCAACUCUAAAAUCAUCCGUUUUGAAGAAGGAGUUCCUGCUGAAACCACCCUCAUAAACUUCGCUGCACUGGAUCCCGACCGCUUCAUCCAACAAACUAUCAGGUACUCCAAACUAUCAGAUCCAGCAAACUGGCUCAAAAUCAACAGGACCAAUGGAAGGAUCACCACCACAGAAGUUCUGGACCGUGAGUCGCCGUAUAUGAAGAAGAACAUAUAUGAAGCAACCUUUUUGGCCGUGGACAAUGGUUCCCCUCCUGCCACAGGAACAGGUACUCUCCAGAUCUAUUUGAUAGAUGUGAAUGACAACGUACCUGUCUUAGUUCCCCAAGAGGCUCUGGUUUGUGAGAGGUCACGGCAUGGAAAUCCAGUGAACAUCACAGCCUCUGAUUUAGAUACAGAGCCCAAUGCUGGCCCAUAUGUCUUUGAGCUGCCCUCUUACCCCUCCUCUGCCCGCCGUAACUGGACCAUCUCGCGUCUGAAUGGCAACUAUGCCCAGUUGAAACUGCGGAUCCCGUACCUGGAGGCAGGCAUGUAUAGAGUUCCUAUUUUAGUUUCCGACUCCGGAAACCCUCCACUUUCCAACACUUCAGUCUUGAAGGUGAAGGUGUGUCCUUGCGAUGAAAAUGGAGACUGCACUGUGGUCGGGGCAGUGACUGUUGCCAGUUUGGGAACUGGGGCUAUCGUCACCAUUCUCAUCUGCAUCAUUAUACUGCUCAGCAUGGUGCUGUUCUUUGUAAUGUGGGUGAAGCGAAGAGAAAAGGAGCGUCAGAUGAAACCUUUAUUGAUUGACCCUGAGGAUGACGUCAGGGAUAAUAUUCUGAAGUAUGAUGAAGAGGGUGGAGGAGAGGAAGAUCAGGACUAUGACCUGAGUCAGCUGCAGCAGCCCGAGUCUCUAGAUCACAUCAUGAGCAAGCCUGCAGGUGUACGGAGAGUGGACGAGAGACCUGUUAUCCUAGAAUCUCAGUACCCUGUGCGACCAACAGUACCACACCCUGGAGACAUCGGGGAGUUCAUCAUUGAUGGUCUGCGUGCGGCAGAUAAUGACCCCACUGCUCCCCCCUACGACUCCCUGCUGGUGUUUGACUACGAGGGCAGCGGCUCCACAGCAGGCUCUGUCAGCUCCCUGGACUCCUCCAGCUCUGGGGAACAGGACUACGACUACCUCAAUGACUGGGGUCCACGCUUCAAAAAGCUUGCAGACCUCUAUGGAGGUGGAGGGGAGGACUAAAGAUGUGAACUACAGGAAGCUGGAGGGGAACAGAGGGGGCCAGGAGGGACAAAUCACUUCUCAGAUGUUUUAUCUGAGUAUGCCAAGCCUCCGAAGCAGGCUGAAUAUUUCUCAAAAAAAGUUCCUCUGCAAGCUACGGAGGCAUCAAGAGGGGGAGAUUUUUGCCCUGCAGCCUGCUCUGGACCUUUGCUGCAAUCCACAAGUAUUUUAUGGCUUUUUACAAUAUUUCACAUUGUGGUUUCUUAAGUGUUGUUUUGUCAUUCCUCUCGGACUGCCUGGAGGCGGAAGACGUAAUUGAGACGUGACAGGGAAGGUGAACUCUCUGCGCACAGGAGUAAAAUAAAAAACAAGUCUGCGCACUCUCUUUCUCUGUUUGCUUUAUCACUGAGGAGAGUUCCACACACACUUUUUCUCUCAACUUGAAUUUAGAACAGAAGCACUGUCGUUGAUAAAGUGCCUUUUGUGGUUUUGUAUCGGACUCCUGCAAUCUCAGGGUCGGUUGCCAUUUUGAAAAGUUUCUUCUGUUGGGCACACUCUUUCAUUCCUGUCUGCUCCUCUCUACUACUUUUCCUUUCCUUUCAUCCCUGCAUUAAUGGUGCAGAAUGCCUCUUUGACUGCCAUGUGACAAACAAACAAAAGGAAAUGGAAAAUGUUUUGUCAAGACUUUUGUUGAUAAAGACAGAGACUCAUGUUCCUUGAGAAAUCUCAUUCACCCUUGAGGUAUUGGAGUGUAAGAAGUACAGUGAUCCAAUUCUAAAAUCAUAAUUAGUUUUUUCUUAAAUACUUGACCGACCACAACCAUAUAAUGUUAUGUUGUGUGCAAAAUCAAGGUCUUUAUUUUUAAAGAAGAAAAAACAUUAAUGGAGAAUGCCUAUUAGCUCAUACUCUUGCCUGCCUUGUACGAUUUUGUGUUGCGUUCCAAUUUGUAAAGGUAAUUUAGGCAUGACAAGUUGUCAGACAGCGAGACUAAACAUGAUGGCUGAAGAAACCCAACUUUAAAUGGAUUGCAUCAGAAGAAAUCUUUUUUUGGUCUUGAACAUUCCCCUUUUCUAACUUUGUAAGUUGAUUAAAAUAUUAUACGUGCAUGACUUCUUUCAAAACAAUGUCUCAAAUCUCUCGCACUUGUUCCUCUGUGAUCAGAAUGUGAUAUGUAGUUGGCAAAGAAUAUCCACCAUCAAUAUAAUCUGAAAAAAAAAAAAACAUUAAAAAAUAUAUGUUUUAAAUGCUGAAAUGUACUUAUUUUUGAAGUAUUAUCUGAAACAUG